Messenger RNA from Moesziomyces aphidis, 1437 nucleotides. NCBI's taxonomy places the organism in Eukaryota, Fungi, Basidiomycota, Ustilaginomycetes, Ustilaginales, Ustilaginaceae. The record is from the annotation of a GenBank genome assembly.
AUGAGCGGCUUCAGGUUCUUGUCGCUCGUGCGGCCUUUCAUGUCCGUGCUGCCCGAGGUCUCGGCGCCGGAACGCAAAGUACCCUUCGAGAGCCGUGUCAUGUGGACCGCCAUCGUGCUCGCCAUCUUCCUCGUCUCGUCCCAGAUCCCGCUCUACGGCAUCGUCUCCAGCGACAGCUCAGACCCGCUCUACUGGAUGCGUGUCAUCCUCGCCUCCAACAGAGGUACGCUCAUGGAACUCGGUAUCUCGCCCAUCGUCACCUCGGGCAUGAUCAUGCAGCUCCUCGCAGGCGCCAACCUCGUCGAGGUCGACUUCAGCCUCAAGGAGGACCGCGCCCUCUUCGGCGGUGCCCAGAAGCUCUUUGCUCUCAUCAUCUCGCUCGGACAGGCCACCGUCUACGUGCUCACCGGUCUCUACGGACAGCCCAAGGACCUCGGCGCCGGUGUCUGCCUCCUGCUCAUCCUCCAGCUCGUCGUCGCCGGUCUCAUCGUCAUCCUUCUCGACGAGCUCCUCCAGAAGGGCUACGGUCUCGGCUCCGGUAUCUCGCUCUUCAUCGCCACCAACAUCUGCGAGUCCAUCGUCUGGAAGGCCUUCUCGCCCACCACCGUCAACACCGGCCGUGGCCCCGAGUUUGAGGGUGCUCUCGUCGCCCUCUUCCACCUCCUCUUCACCUGGAACGACAAGUCCCGCGCGCUCAAGGAGGCCCUCUACCGCGACCGUCUGCCCAACGUCAUGAACCUCCUCGCCACCCUCCUCAUCUUCCUCGUGGUCAUCUACCUCCAGGGCUUCCGCAUCGAGAUCCCCGUCAAGUCCAACCGCUUCCGCGGCCAGCGCGGCACCUACCCGGUCAAGCUCUUCUACACCUCCAACAUGCCCAUCAUGCUCGAGUCCGCCCUCACCUCCAACGUGUUCAUCAUCAGCCAGAUGCUCGCCUCCCGCUUCCCCUCCAACCUCCUCGUCAAGCUGCUCGGCGUUUGGGAGCCUCUGGAGGACAGCGCUCAGCUUCACGCCGUCGGCGGCAUCGCCUACUACAUGUCGCCUCCGCACAACUUCAGGGAGGUCGUCGGCGACCCCAUCCACACCGCCAUCUACAUCGCCUUCACCCUCACCGCCUGCGCGCUCUUCUCCAAGACCUGGAUCGAGGUCUCCGGCUCGGGCCCGCGCGAGGUCGCAAAGCAGCUCAAGGACAACCAGAUGGUGAUGGCCGGCCACCGCGACGCCUCCAUGUACAAGGAGCUCAAGCGUGUCAUCCCCACCGCCGCUGCCUUUGGUGGUGCAACCAUCGGUGCGCUCUCGGUUUGCGCCGACCUCAUCGGCGCUUUCGGCUCGGGAACCGGUAUCUUGCUCGCCGUCACCAUCAUCUACUCGUACUUCGAGAUCGGCAUGCGCGAGGCUGGCGGCCCCGAGAUGGCUGCCAUGGGCGAGCUCUUCGGAUAG